Molecule: messenger RNA, 381 nt
Organism: Magnolia sinica
Lineage: Eukaryota; Viridiplantae; Streptophyta; Magnoliopsida; Magnoliales; Magnoliaceae
Exons: 1
Coding region: 1-381 (126 amino acids)
Molecular function (GO): RNA binding
Source: RefSeq, a predicted model, not a curated record
AUGGGGGAAUGUGUUGGGUUCGGCCAAGCCGGACCCACCGAAGAGUGGCAGGAAGUUCGCAGGAGAAAUCAACACCCCGACUGUAGAUUGUUCAUCGGCAACCUCCCCUUCUCAGCUUCAUCUGAGGACAUUAAAGCCAGGUUUGGCCAGUUUGGAGCCCUGGCUGAUGUGUUCAUUACAACAUUCUCGAUCUCCGGCAGAAGCAAGGGUUUUUCCUUCGUCACAUUCAAGCUAUGGGAUGAAGCAAAAGCAGCAAUGGAGCUACAAAACGGGCGUUUCCUGGGACGCUGUCGGAUGACGGUCAGCAUAGCAAACCAGCGCCCCUCAAACAGAUCCAGGUUAGGCAAUGGAGGUAGCAAAAACCUCAAGCAGAAUGCUUAG